This is a messenger RNA of Prunus armeniaca (apricot), 3501 nucleotides long. NCBI's taxonomy places the organism in Eukaryota, Viridiplantae, Streptophyta, Magnoliopsida, Rosales, Rosaceae. The record is from the annotation of a GenBank genome assembly.
AUGGCAACCUCUCCAGACCAGACCAACCGAGUACAAGCUCUCUGGCUCACAUGCCUAGCCUCUGCAUUCCGUACAUGCCUUGCUUGCACCAUAGUGGCCCUCACCACCCUCUAUGCCCCACAAGCUCUCCAACGCCAAGUAGCCUUCCCAGCAUUCUCUUAUGUGACAGUGAUUCUCAUUGCGCCCGAUGCAACUCUGGGUAACACACUUUGUGGCUUAUGGCUGGGGCUCUACGCCACAGCCCAAACUAUCGGACCGGCCAUGUUGAGCUUGUGGCUAAUAGGCCCGGCCCGGCUUUCGAGCGGCAUCACCGCUCUGGCGGUGGGCCUUGCUGCAUUUGUGGUGGCUCUGCCAGAGUUUACUCACUUGGUGUGCAGGCGCAUCGCCUUGGGACAGAUUGUGAUUGUGUACGUAAUAGCUUAUAUAAAGGGUGGGGAGAUACAGGCCAUCAUGCACUCUGUCCACGUGGCAGCAAGUACAGGGAUUGGAGUCUUGGCCUGUGUUCUGGCUUUUUUGGUUCCCUUCCCACGCCUGGCUUCUCGAGAGGUUAAACAGAACGCAAAGCUACUUGGUGAGAAUGCUUCAGAGAGGCUCAAGCUCUUUGUGAAGGCCUUUUGUGCAGAAGACAGCACAUCCGCACUUGCAUCAAUUUCUCAAGCAAAGUCCCUGGCUGCUACGGCAACCAAGCUUUUCCAAACUAUCAAGCGCCACCAAGAAAGUAUGGAGUGGGAGAAACUUCCCUUGAAAUUUUCGAGAUACAAGUACGCAAAUCCAGGAGACAGAUUGCAAGGCUUUGAGAUACCCUUAAGAGGGAUGGAAAUGGCAUUGACCAGUACUCCUUCAUUCCCAAUUAAGGUGGUAAAUGGAGAGCACAAAGAUGGCCUACUUAGAGUAAACUUAAGCGCACCCUGUGAUUCAACAACUGUUCCUGAAUCAAAUGCAGAAAAUGUUAGGUUCCUCCAAACACUUAAAACCAUCCCACAAACCCAACAGGAUUUACCCCCAAUUUUCUUUCUGUUUUGCAUAAAGCUCUUUCAUGGAAAAUUAUCAGCCAAAAGUCCCACAGAGCAAGGCAAAUUAUUGGUUCACCAAAAUGAAGGAGCAAUCGAUUCACGUAAACAAAAUGGGUUCUGUUUCAAAGAGGUAUUGAGUAACUUGUCCAUCAAGGUAAGGAGCAAGAGGCUUAUGAUAGCUUUCAAAUGCUCACUUUCCUUGGGUCUAGCUGUGUUCUUUGGUUUGGUAUACAGCAAAGAAAAUGGUUUUUGGUCUGGACUUCCAGUAGCUAUCAGUUUUGCAUCAGCCAGAGAAGCAGCAUUCAAAGUUGCAAAUGUUAAAGCACAGGGGACUGUCUUAGGCACUGUGUAUGGAGUUUUGGGUUGCUUUCUGUUCCAAAGGUUCUUGUCCAUAAGACUCUUAUCCCUUAUUCCUUGGUUUAUUUUCACCAGUUUUCUCCAGCGUAGCCGAAUGUAUGGCCAGGCUGGUGGGAUUUCUGCAGUAAUUGGAGCUGUACUAAUUUUGGGCAGAGCAAAUUUUGGCCCUCCAAGUGAAUUUGCCAUAGCCAGAAUCACAGAGACCUUCAUUGGAUUAUCUUGUUCAAUUAUGGUUGACUUACUCUUGCAGCCCACAAGAGCUUCUACUCUUGCAAAAGCUCAACUUUCUAGGACUCUUGACACAUUGCAGGAGUGCAUUAACUCAGUGAGUCUUCAAUCAGGCAGAGCCCUUUUGGAAGAGAACCAGAAGAGACUGAAAAAUCAUGUUGAAGAAUUGGGGAAGUUGAUUGGAGAAGCUGAGGCAGAGCCCAAUUUCUGGUUUUGGCCUUUUCAUAGUGCUUGCUAUGGAAAGCUCUUGAGGUCCUUGUCUAAAAUGAUGGACCUCCUACUCUUUAGUGCUCAUGCAGUGGAAGUUCUCGAACAAAAUUCACAAAUGCUUGAGGCUUCGUGGAAGGACAUUGUACAUACAGUAGAAUGUGACCUUGAACUUUUCAAGAAAAUGGUUGGCUCUUUGAUAGAAUGCUUCAAGGAGAUCACCUUGAUAAAAUCAAUCACAGUUCUUGACCAAAAGAGUGACAUAGCUCAUGAUCUUGAGUUGGGGAAAUCUGGAAACCCAACCAUUUUUCGGAUUUGCGGUUUGAAGGAUGAAGAGAUGGAUACGAUUAUAAGUUCUUAUCUCCAACACUCAAAAGAAGUAGUUGAUAAGAUUCAUGUCCAAAGUGAGGAGCUCAAAAGUCAAAUGGUUUUAUGUUUGAGUGCUUUAGGGUUCUGCAUAAGUAGUAUAAUAAGAGAAACGAAAGAGAUUGAAGAGGAAAUCAAGGAACUUGCUCAAUGGGAGAAUCCCUCAAGCCACAUUAAUUUGUAUGAAAUCUCCUGGAAUCUUCUUAUCAAGACACCCUUUUGUCCAGUUGUACUGUACACGUGUCAGCACCCCAGAUGCGUGUUUGACUUCCAGAGAAGAUCUAAGAAUAUGGCAAACAAUUCCUCCAAUGGGGUGCACCAGACCACAACAAAGUCUCCUCCAUUGCCAUCCCCUUUGCGUUUUUCCAAGUUUUUUCAGUCCAAUAUGAGAAUUUUGGUUACUGGGGGAGCUGGAUUCAUUGGUUCUCACCUGGUUGACAGAUUAAUGGAAAAUGAAAAGAAUGAGGUUAUUGUUGUUGACAACUACUUCACUGGCUCCAAGGACAAUCUGAAAAAAUGGAUUGGUCAUCCCAGAUUUGAGCUAAUUCGUCAUGAUGUCACAGAGACAUUGUUGGUCGAAGUUGAUCAAAUUUACCAUCUUGCUUGCCCAGCUUCUCCAAUUUUCUAUAAAUACAAUCCUGUAAAGACGAUAAAAACAAAUGUAAUUGGCACGCUGAACAUGCUUGGACUUGCCAAGCGAGUUGGAGCAAGGAUUUUGCUGACAUCAACUUCAGAGGUAUAUGGAGAUCCUCUUGUGCAUCCACAACCUGAAAGCUAUUGGGGUAAUGUUAACCCAAUUGGAGUAAGGAGCUGCUAUGAUGAGGGGAAGCGUGUUGCUGAGACCUUGAUGUUCGACUAUCAUAGGCAGCAUGGGAUAGAAAUACGUAUUGCCAGAAUCUUCAACACGUAUGGCCCUCGCAUGAAUAUUGAUGAUGGGCGUGUAGUCAGCAAUUUUAUAGCCCAAGCACUUCGUGAUGAACCCUUGACAGUCCAAAAUCCUGGGACUCAAACUCGCAGUUUCUGUUAUGUCUCUGACAUGGUUGAUGGCCUCAUUCGUCUCAUGGAAGGAGAGCACACUGGACCCAUAAACAUUGGAAACCCAGGUGAAUUUACAAUGCUUGAACUUGCAGAGACAGUGAAGGAGCUCAUCAACCCUGGGGUGGAGAUAAAGAGGGUAGAGAACACUCCUGAUGAUCCAAGACAGCGGAAACCCGACAUCACAAAGGCAAAAGAAUUGCUGGGUUGGGAGCCAAAGAUCAAGUUACGGGAAGGCCUGCCUCUCAUGGAGGAGGAUUUCCGCUUGAGGCUGGGAGCAGCAAAAAAGAACUGA